Phanerochaete carnosa HHB-10118-sp is the source of this 591-nucleotide messenger RNA. RefSeq lists its product as uncharacterized. The transcript has 2 exons. Lineage: Eukaryota; Fungi; Basidiomycota; Agaricomycetes; Polyporales; Phanerochaetaceae. Bases 1 to 591 code for a protein of 196 amino acids. The record is from RefSeq and is a predicted model, not a curated record.
AUGCUGAAAAUCAAUGAAGCAACUGAACUAUGCAUUACCAAUGGUGCCGAGAGAACAGUAGUGGGCUGGCAAUCACAACUGAUCUCUCUCAAAAAAAGUCCGCUGAAAGAUGUUCACGUGCCAGGCUUACCUACAAACAUUGUCCCCAUUAUGUACAGUAGCAAGCAGAUAUGCUGUACCUUGUCUGAUGACUCAAUAGUUCGAAUAUUGCAAAAGCAGGUUAUGUCAUUACUGAAUUUUGCCAUGACUGAUUUCGGUGUGCAAGGGCACACACAGUUGGCAAAUGUCAUUGACCUGCAAUAUUGUAAAGGGCACCAGUCAAUGUAUACGUGUCUAUCUCAAAGCUCCUCAUACUAUGGAGCGCUGAUAUUGAGUAAGUUUAACUGGAGUAAAGUGACGAAUGGAUUACAUACUAACUUACUGCGCGAGCUGCAAAAGCUCAAAAUAUUGGACAACAUAACUCGCCUCAGGGUGGAGGGUUUGUUGCCUUCUGUGAUAUUUGGAUCGACCCGAGCUGAUUUAAUAGGGACAGACUACAAUUAUUAUGGAUACAACUACAUACCAGGUUCAGUACAUGAAUCGCUGAGCUGA